CGGCCGCGGGACCCCGCCCCGCCCGCCGCCCGGUUGCCAUGGCGACGCCGUCGCGCCGAGGCCCGCGGAACCGGCUGAGCGACUCGGGAGCGGCGCGGGGAGGCUCGCGGGACGCUCGGGUAGGAGAGCCUUGGCCUCAGCAUGGAGGGCAGGGCCACAGUGUCCACCCCCGCAGCGCUGCCUUACUACGUGGCCUUCUCCCAGCUGCUGGGCCUGACCUUGGUGGCCAUGACUGGCGCUUGGCUUGGUCUGUACCGAGGCGGCAUUGCCUGGGAGAGCGACCUGCAGUUCAACGUGCACCCGCUCUGCAUGGCCAUAGGCCUGAUCUUCCUGCAGGGAGAUGCCCUGCUGGUUUACCGUGUCUUCAGGAAUGAAGCCAAACGCACCACUAAGGUCCUGCAUGGGAUGCUGCACGUCUCUGCGCUCACCAUCGCCCUGGUUGGCUUGGUGGCAGUGUUUGACUACCACAGGAAGAAGGGCUAUGCUGACCUGUACAGCCUGCACAGCUGGUGCGGGAUCCUCGUCUUUGUCCUCUACUUCGUGCAGUGGCUGGUGGGCUUCAGCUUCUUCCUUUUCCCUGGAGCCUCGUUUUCCCUGCGGAGCCGCUACCGCGCGUCACACAUCUUCUUUGGCGCCACCAUCUUCAUCCUCUCCGUGGGCACCGCCCUGCUGGGCCUGAAGGAGGCCUUACUGUUCAAGCUCGGGCCUGGGGAUGUGUCAGUGAUGCUUGCUGCCAAAAACUGGGUUGGAUUUGUAUGCACCUUCAGGAGAGGAUAAUCCAGCUGAUCUCAACACAGUGCAAUGGCUUUGACAUGGAAUAGACCAAGGGAGUUUAUUUGUGUCAGGGUAUGGAGACUUCAGCUUGAACUGUGAGUACAAAAAGACUCCACAUUUUUUGUUGUUGUCAUUCAGUGCAUGAUUUCAAACAAAUCUUAUAAUUGUUAUUUGUCUUGGUUUCCUUAUCUUACUCAAGGAUGCUGAUAAGCUAUUGUUACAAUAUACUUUGUAAUCUAUGUAUAUAUUAUGAAGUAUGAAAGCUAAGAUGAACAUACUGGAAAUAGCUAUACUAUGUGAUUUUACUGUUACUUGUCCCAUGAGUCUCCAAAUCCUACCUAGCAGAUUCCAUGUAAAAAUCUACGUAACCACUGGUUAGUGACCAGGGAAAACUAGGGCUUUAGGUCGAUCAGCUACAGGCGAGUAUAGGCUACUCUUGCUCUUUUGGUAAGGCAGAAGCCCAGGAUCCCCAACACAUUAGCCCAUCACUGAGGAACAGUUUUCUCCCUUUGCCUCUACAACUAAGGGUGAGAAUUAUCAAGACUUUGGAAGAUUCUACAUGUAGGAAACAGUGAGUGGCUGUUCUGAAGAAACUGUGUCCCUCACUCCCCUCACCUUAUAAAACAUGUCCCCCUCUUCCAUCAGCUUGCUCAACAGGAUGAUCAUGAUGUCUGGCUUGGAGGUGGCCAUCGCCCAUGUGGCUGGACCUGUAGUGUACAGGAUGCAUGAUGGGUAAAAAACUCAUACAAUGUAAGGGUGGUAGGAAGCUAGGUGAAAAAAAUACCCUGGGGGAAUUUCUGCUGAGAGAACAACUUGCUCCACAAUCAUGACCUCAUCUUUUAGACCUGGGAGUAUUUUAGUGACUCCCACUGCCAAGAAGCUGCGUUGGAUUUGUAUUCACCUUAAAAUAAGAAUAUUGGAACCAUGUGAGCCUGCCCCACACGAGGGCAGCAAAGCCUGCAUGCUGCAUGUGGGCAGGCAAUGGCUUAGUUUGGAAUUAUUUUAAAUAAGGAAAUUGGGAGAAUGGAUUUACAUUAAGCAUUGCUGCAGGAUUUGAAAAGUUCAAAAAGGUUAAUUUAUUUUGGGUUUGGGACUCAAACCCCCCAGAUGUUUAUUUAGCUCUUAACUAAAAUAUGUACUUUGCAGAAGGGAAACCAUUAAUAGUUCUAAAGGUUCCCUUAAAUAGUAAGUACCAACUAGGACUCCCUGGGAUUCACUUUGAAGCAGGAGCACAGUUCGAAUGUCAGUCAGACGUGAAACAAACCAACAUUACUGAGGAUGACUUUACCCACAAAAAGAAAGAAAAGGUUAAAUUGAUUAGUUUACAAAUGCCUGAAUUAUUUACAAACUAUGCUUUUCAAGGUUAGUUAUCAAAAGUUCAAGUUAUUCUCUACAACAGUCAUUAAAAAAAAUCUUCUUUUAAGGUGAAGUAAAUUAAAAGAUUAGAGGUGUAGGGAACUCAUGCAGGCUAAACCAAAGAGGAGAAGGCAAAGCUGACCAAGCCAUCAGACCACGCCUGAUGCUGACAGCGGUGAAAUAUACCUCGUGGGCGACUCGGUAACGUCUGACAACCUUCAAAGAAAGGAGAAAACAAAAAGUUGUAGGAGAGGAAAAAAAAAUGGAUGAAGGUGAAAAAAAAAAGAAGGAAAAAGCAGCAGUGAGAGGCAGGCAGCACAAAGCCAGCAUUUCAGCCAACCCUCAUCUACAGGUCUGUGGGCUCAGGGGAGCAGCUGGGACAGCGGCAGCAGGGACUUGAGUCUGAAGCACAUUCAGAGCAAGGGAAAGCAAAGGCUCACGGCAGUGCAGAGAUCCAGGAUGCUGAUAGGUGGGGGCUGGAACAGAGGCAGUGCUGAGAGGUGCUUAAGGUCAGAGCAGCCUCCUGGCUAAGGCUACAAGGGACACGGUAGAGAACCAUGUGGUUCUGGACACAGGGGACUGCAGACCAUGGCUCAGAUGGCGCUUUCUCUUGGCUAAAAGCCUCUCUGUUCACUUGGACAAUAAUUGGGCCAGGGAGGAGGGGGAACUAUAUACGCUCACACCAAAUACCCAGGGCAGCCAGACCACUGGACCAGUCUGGCCCCUGGGCACAGAUGGCCAACACCCUCUUCCCUUCUCCUACCUAUCUUGGCUCCUUUCUUCAGAAGAGUGACAACCACAGAGGUGUUCCGGCACCCCACGGCCCUAUCCAAAGGGCGCAUUCCACUGUAGUCAACAUGCUCGAUCAUGGCCCCAUGAUCUACCAGGAAUUGGACCUAGGACACAGAUCAAGCAGAGCAGUUAGGACAGGCGUAAUGGCUCAGCACUGUUCCACCAAGGGCUCUGGCUGCUGCCUGCCCUUCUACUGCUGGCCUGAAUCAGGCUAUACAGCCAUGAUAUUUCAGGCCUUAGCUACAUUCUUGAUCUUUAGUAGCAAUUUGAAUGUUCCUGUUCUCUGGCAGGUAUAGAUCUGAGAGCUCUGUAUCAGGAAUCAUCAAUACCUCACUCCACUUUCGACCCCAGCUAGUAUGGAUGGAGAACAGCCCCUCUCCCUACUUUCCCGAGGGUUGUUUAAAGGAACUCACCACCUCAGCAUCACCAUAGAAAGCUGCCAGAUCCAGUGGGGUACGGCCGUUCUUGUCAGCAUGGUCUGUGGCAGCUCCGUUAUCCACCAGAGAACGUACUACUGAGAGAUGGCCCUUCAAACAAGCCCAGCUGAGGGCUGUCAAUCCUUCUUUGUCCAUGAGAGCAAUGGAGGCACCUGCAAAGGCAAGUGACAGCAUAGGGCUGAGGAGACAUGGAAAUGCACAGCAGGCGGGGAAGUGUGUCGAAGGGGCAUGCUCCACCAAAGAACACCGCUUGCUUCUGGACUACUUCCAUGUUAAGACUGAUCCUGGUAUGCCAAUUAUAUCUCAAUAAAACUGUUAAAAAGUUCAUCCUACAAGCUUUCACUAACACAGAUUCCAGUUGUUUUACUGGGUAUUCAAGGUCAUCCACAAUCUAUUCCUAAUUACUCUCUAUACUUAAGUUUUAUUAUUCCCCUGUGAAAAUCCUCCACUUCGGCCAGAUGGAUGUGCUCACUGCCUCUCAAGGCUCCCAUAAAUCCUCCUGCAUCCUCACUCUCGGUCACGUUGCUCCCUAUGUGGAAGAGCUCUUCUUCCCCCAAGACUUGCCUCACUUCUUCCCAUUCUCUAGGAACUACCUCCAUCCUCCUGCCUCUAAGAAGCUUCUCAUGGUUCACUGCUACCUCAUCUUAAAUAUGCUUAACAUAAGUCAACUUAUUCCAUUAUUUAUCUAUUCUUAUGUAUCCUAUUUGCAGGUAAUAAAUUCUCAAUGAGCAUUUUCUUCUUCUUUUUCUUUUUUCCUUGAGAUGCAGUCUGGUUCUGUUGCCCAGGCUGGAGUGCAGUGGCCCGAUCUCGACUCACUGCAACCUCCACCUCCUGGGUUCAGACAAUCCUCCUGCCUCAGCCUCCAAAGAAGCAUGCACCACCAGCUCUGGCUAAUAUUUGUAUUUUUAGUAGAGACGGGGUUUCACCAUGUUUGCUAGGCUAGUCUUGAACUCUGACCUCAAGUGAUCCACCUACCUCAUCUUCACUACACUGGAGCUCAGUGAAUAUUUUCUGAACUGAGCAGAAGCUUUCCAUUGAUAAUGGUGCUAACUCCUUGAGACAGUCUCCUCAAAUAGGAGCCCCAGGACAUGUUUGUCACUGAUCGCAGUGCCAGGCCAUUUCUCCCUCCCCAGGUGGGGGAAAUAAACAUGUGAGAGGACACUGAGCUCAGGCCAUGAAAGAAAUCUAGAGUUUAAUAAAGUUAAAUUCAUAGAAUCACAGAAUAAAAUGGUGGUUACCAGAAACUAGGAGAUGAGGGGGGAUCGGGGAGAUGUUGGUCAAAGACACAAAAUUCACUUAGAAGAAAUAAGUUCAGGAGAUCUACUGUAUUAGUUACUAACUAGUACACUCAAUCUACUCCAUAGUUCUUAACUAUAGUCAGAGUGAUAGUUAUUAAUAAUAUAUACUUGAAAAUUGCUAUGAAAGUACAUUUUAAGCAUUUUCACCAGAAGAAAAAUGGGUAAGUGUGCGAGGUAAUGCACACAUAAAGUAGCCUGGCUUAGCCAUUCCACAGUAUACACGUAUGCAGCUUAAGUAUCCCUAAUCUGAAAAUCUAAAAUCAGAAACACUCCGCCAUCUGAACCUUUUUGAGCGCCAACAUGACACUCAAAGGAAAUACACAUUGCAGCACUUUGGAUUUCACAUUUUUGGAUUAGUAAUGUUCAACCAGUAAGUAUAAUGCAAACAGUCAAAAUGCAAAAAACAAAAUCCCAAAUCUGAAACGCUUCUGGAACAGAAUAUGCAACCAAGUAUUUCGGAUAAGGGAUAUACAGCCUGUAUACACCAUAAAUAUAUUGUUCACCAUAAAUAUCAUUCUUGUCUAUGUUUAGACAUGUUUAGCUUCACAGAUACCACACUGUGUUACAAGUGUUUAUAGUAACUCAGGGCAGUAACAGGCUACACAGGUUUGUAGCCUAGGUGUGUAGUAGGCUACACCAUCUUGGUUUGUCUAAGUGCAUUCUAUGAUGCUUACAAAUGACAAAAUCACCUAAGGACACAGUUCUUAGAAUGCAUUUCUCUGAACAUAUCCCUAUGAUUAAGCAACACAUAGCUACAUAUACAAUUUUUACUUGUCAAUUAAAUAUUUCACUGUGUGGAGUGACUCUCUAUAAUCCCAGCACUUUGGGAGGCUAAGGUGGGGAGGAUUACUUGAGGCCCGAAAUCUGAGAUCAGCCUGAACAACAUGGUAAGACUCUGUCUCUACAAAACACUAAAAAAUUAGCCAGUUGUGGUGGUGUGAGCCUGUAGUCUUAGCUACUAGGUAGGCUGAGAUGGGAGGAUCGCUUGAGCCCAUGAGUUCCAGGCCUUGGUGAGCUAUGAUCAGGCCACUGCACUCCAGCCUGGGUGAUGGAGCGAGAACUUGCCUCUACAAAAAGACAAAAAAACCAAAUACAAUAAACAAGAAAUUCAGAGUUUAAACUCCUCAGCCUUAUUCAGUAAUUCCACCUUCCUUUUCAAAUUCUCCGCCCACUCUUUCAUAUUGUGCAUGUUUCCCUUCAACCUUUCUAUUUUCACUUUAAAGAAUCAAGCAUACCUGACAUGCUGCUUUGUAAUCAGUCUAAAAUCCAAUAUACAUUUGGUUAAGGCCCAGACUGUAAGGUCUUCGAUGACAAGGAGCCUAUCAUUUAUUUGCUAGUUUUGAAGAGUACCUAACUCUUUUCACACAGUAGGCAUGUCGUAUUUAACUACAUCAGAUAUCAACUUACUGCACCAGGACACUUAGCUGCCCCCUCAGCUGGACAGGAUUCAGAUGUCAGCUCAAGCUUAGGACCUGCCACAGCAGGCUCAGGUUUUACUCAGCAGUCAUCUAGCCUAUCACCUUUGCAUUCCUGGAGGUCAGUAGAGUUUGUGGUUUCCCACAGCAGGAUGAAAAGCUGGAAGGCUCUCCUGAUGAGAGCCAUUUAGGUAAUGGUACAGUUUGCAAUUAAAGCAUUGACUCUAUGUGGAAUAAAUUUAAAUAUGGAAGAGAAUCCAAGGAGUUUUUUUAGAUGCAACAUCUAUAAAUUCCCUGGACAAAGUCUCCAAUGGUGGAAAAAGUAGGAUAAGAAAGUUCUGAUUGUAUAUUAAAGAAACUGAUUUUUCCAAAGAAAAGAAAUUAAAAGGAGUUACAUAUGAAACAAAUCCAUAAUAUGUUAAAUCCUUCCAAAAUCCAAUUUGCAAUCUUCCUCCUUUCUCUCUCAUGCAGUUAAUGAAAUCACAAUUCUCCCAAACAUCCAUCUUACAACUCUGGAGUUAUCUUUUUAACUCUUCUAUCCUUCCUUCCUACAUCUACUCAGACUUCAUAUCCAAAAUACCUCUUGCACAUAGCCCUUCUGUUCUAUUCUGAAAGCUACUGUCCUUGGGUUAGGACCUCUUUAUGCCUCAUCUGUUUCAUUAUAAUGGCUUCUUAACUGAUCUCCUGGCUCCUUUAUCAAGUCUACUGCUCACAUACUGCCAGAGUGAUUGUUUUUAAAGCAUAACUCUGGCAUCAAUUCCUUAUUUAAAAAAUUUUAAGGCCUCCCCAGAUUCUUUUAACAUGGUCCUUUUCCAUUUCUUUCCAUAUACCUUUGCAAUUUUACGUUCUGUAGUCCUCUUACACUUUACUGGACAGCUCGCAUAUUUCUCUAAACCUGUUACUCCUCUUUGGCCUUUCAUCUAUGUUACGUCCUCUCCCUAAAUCUAGGACAUUUUUCCUAUUCAAAUUUCGAAGCCUGUCCUGGUCUAACUCAAAGUAUCCCUUUAUCAGAGCACUCGGGAUUCUCUGCUUUUUAAGGUAUUUAUCUUUGCUUUAUCUCUUCCUUGCCACAUUAUAGACCUUUGAGGGCACAGAUUAUAGUGCAUUAAUUAAAAAAAAUCAGAGCUACUCAUAGUUCCUAGUAUAGGAACUAUUUACGCUAAUGACAUAGCCUAAAUAAAUCUUUGUUGAAUUCAUUAUUAAGUGAAAGCCUCUCAUUUAAGUGCAGAAAAAAAUGAAACAGUUCAAAGAAGAAAAUCUCUCCAUUGGUGAAUGAAAGAAAUACCUGGAAUCUGUGGCUACGGAGCCUCUACUGGCACAUGACAGGUACUUUGCAGCUAUCUAAAGGUUAUCAGUGGCACAAGAGGUCCUGCCUCUUUCAGUGGACUGGGUUUGUUCUGGAGUAUUUACUCCUGACACAACUUAUCUUGAGAAUCUAGGUAAUCCUUCCUCUUUCCUGCUUUCCCCAGUAGAAAUGAAGAUAGAUAUUUAUGAAGGCAAAUUUCUUUGGUAGCUUAUAUGGGGGAACCAAGAGCCACUUCACAACCUGUAAUAGCAACUCUGAUUCUGACCCAGCCUUGAGUCUGAGUCUGAGGAAACAAAUCUUACUUGAGGGAUACAGCUAAAGAUCCAAUAAGUCUCUGACUGAGCUGUAGUUUGAAAUCUUAGAAGAAACCUAAUUUCUUCCUAAUUAAACUACCCUCAGGUGCUCCAGCCUAGACAUCAUUGUUCAGGAGGUUGGUUUCCUUGAAGGAAAGUACCUGUGCUUGUGGAUAUAAUUACAGAUGUUUGGGUCCAGUUUACUAAUAGUGGAGGCUAACUGGAAUGACUGCCUCUGCCUCUUGCUUCAUGCAAACGCUCAAGCUCCACUAGAUGGCACUGCAGAGUCACCAGUGAUGAGCUUUUUCUACUACAGAGGUCCACCAUCAGCAGCCACCGUUAGGCGCAGGUCACAGCAAGCAACGGGAACCUGAUGUGCUUUACGAUGGUGGUGUGACCACUGUCUCCUUUAACUUAUUUCCCAUUCACCAGGAAUUUGUGGAUGUUGGGAAGUGUCAAAGGGAAUUUAUUAUAACAGGGUAAUAAUCUUGAUUCCCCAAAUAGGAUCCCACAGUCAGCUGGGGUCUUCACUACAAUUUGCCUCCUUUGAAUUCAAGAAAAAUAUUAGUUGUGCAGGCUUACAAAAGAAUUGAUAAAGUUAAAGUCAAAACACAAUCCCUGGAAGAUGAACAUAUAGUGAGUAUAUAUUUUUUAAAAAUCAAAGUUUGGAGACUACUGAUCUGAAUGAGAAUUUACAGUAUGUUAAUUUCAGGCUGGGCGUGGUGGCUCAUGCCUAUAAUCCCAGCACUUUGGGAGGCCAGAGGCGGGUGGAUCACAAGGUCAAGAGAUCAAGACCAGGAUCGCCGUCUCUACUAAAAAUACAAAAAAUUAGCUGGGCAAGGUGGUGCGUGCCUGUAGUCCCAGCUACUCAGGAGGCUGAGGCAGGAGAAUUGCCUGAACCCAGAAGGCGGAGGUUGCGGUGAGCUGAGAUUGCACCAUUGCACUCCAGCCUGGGUAACAAGAGCGAAACUCCGUCUCAAAAAAAACAACAACAAAACAAUAUGUUAAUUUCAUUUAAAUUCCUCAAGUCAUAAAGAAAUAGUGUCUGAGUCAGAAGCAUUCCACUGAAUACAAGACGGAAGGAGAUGGCCUUUCAUUUUCCAACCAACUGGAUUAAUAUCUGUUCUUAGUAUCUCCUGGGAACCAUUGCUGGAAAUCAUGAGUUCACCAGGUAAUUACGGGCACUAGCCAGCCAGCUUUAGCAUCCCAAGACUAACCUUGUGCAAGUAGGAAGUCCACAGUUCCUAGAUGGCCUUCGGAGGCAGCCAUCAUCAGGGGAGUGCGGCCCUGCUUGUCUGCCAUGUUGACAUCAGCUCCAUGGGUAAGUAAAAGAUCAACAAUCUGCAAGUGCAGAGAAAGAGGAACCAGUUAGCUCAAAGAAGAGCGCUGAGAAGACAUGUGCACACUAUCUCUUACUCUGUACGAAUUCCUACUGCUGUAUAAGUCACCUCUAUAUGUAUCUUUCCACUGCGAGAACCCUGUAUAAGUACCUGUAGAGUCCUAGUACCAUGUGAUUUAAUAUCUAACUCUCUUACGGACAGCCAAAUGAGAAGGAUUCAACUCUGAAUGUCUUGACUCAGCCACUAAGUAAAAAAGAACUUAACAAAGGUCAAGAUGUAGAUAAAACAAUUCCAUAGUGGAAAUCCCAACAUAAAUCACUCCUUUAUUGCCCUCUAGUGGUUACAAAUCUGCCUGCAGUUAAUACUUCCGACUGAACAGAACAUAAUAAAGUGUCUCUGGUAACUCUUUAGGGCUGUUUGGUUUCUACGGCCUUUUUUCUAUUCAAAUACUUCUGAAGAUUAUUAUCAGUGUGCUUUUUUUUCCAUCCCAAGUGUAUAAAUUAACAUUUAUCCAGAAUCCAAACAUCUAAAAGGACUAUAUCACUAGAAUUUGCAUUCACUGCAUUUUUUCUUAGUAAGUCUCAGAUACUUGCAAGUAAGUGACUAGCAGAAGUCUGCUGAGAAAUGAACCUUCCAAGGAGUCUUUGGAUGCUGUGAAAUUUGAGAAGGAGAUCACUCUAUUACCUGGACAACAGUAGCAAUCCUUCUAUACAAUCUAUAUCAAGUGAUGGUUUUGAAUGUUAACUGUCGCAUGCAUGCUCAAUUAACCAGAAUAUUCAUAACAAAGGUCCAAGUCUCACACCUGAUCACUGCUGAGUAACCCAAACUUUUACUUGUGAUCAUUCUGCUCUCUGCAUCAGAAGUCCUGCCUGAGGGACUGGAACUGGCCACCCUGCUUACCUGCCAGUGGCCCUGGCGCACUGUGCUGAAUAGCGGCACUGCCCCUCGGCGGUUUGGCUGGGCCACUGCCGCCCCUUGUUCCAAGAGCAGACGGCACACCUCCAGUUUGCCCCUUCCGGCUGCAGCUGUUAGGGCUAAGGGCAGAGAACAAAGACUGAGGAGAGGUGCUUCUCGUCAUCUCUAGUGCUCAAUGUUAAAUGUGACAUAUCCCUGUGUUUCAUUAAUGUACUGCUACUUUACUUCUAAGAAUAACUAUUUUUGCCACCUUUUCCAUAAACAAAAGUUCUAAAGAAAAAUAAUGAAUAAAGGUACAUUUAAAUUGCCUCACAAAAUUUGGAGACAAUUAUAAUAAAUCUAUUGAAAAAUCACCUUUAAUCAAACUCACUUGGUUUCAUUUUCCCUAACCAGACUGUCUGCUCUGCUUUGGUGUACCUUUUGUUUAGUACCUCUUCCUAGCUACAAACUUUCUGUGUGAGUGGAAUCUAAAGACAAGAGUCUUUGCAGAGAUAAAUAUAUAUAUAUAUAUUUUUAAAGAAUUAGCUGGGAACUACCUCCAGCCAAGCUCUACGCUUGGGCUCUGAAUCAGUGUUAGGAAUUGCAGCCCAAGGUCUUGGGGCCAGUUUUCAUUCUUUUUCUUCAUGAGUUGAUACAGAAGUUUCUGGCACAUUUGCAACAUUUUUUUUAAAUAUAAGGUUUAGAAUUACUCAAGGUAGCAGUCUUAAAGAUGGGAAAAGAGGUAUGACAAAGACUAUUUUCUUCUGAAUGUAAAAUAAUGAAGUCACAGGUAAAAAUAGCUACAGUGAGUUUAAGAGACACAUCAGGAAAAACACAGAUACAUUCUUAUUCUUGUGCCACUGUCCACUGACAAUAUGAUCUCUGAUACAAAGGAGAUUUUACAAACGCCUCUUGUGUUCUCGGAUUAUCAUUUCAACAGCAGAAAGAGGAAUUCGGAGAAAUGAAGUCUGUCUUUUAACAAAUAUUUGUUUCAUUUAACUGUGGGAUCUCAGGUGUAUAGGUCUAUAGUUUUUAAAAAAAUAAUGAGGGUAAGGAGGAUGGAAAACACUGUUAGAACAUGGAAGAGUUAUACUUCAUUUUAAAGAAAGAGUAUAAAGAUUUUUUUUUCCAAAUUAAAAAAUUGGUGUAGUGGUCAGCAGGUCCUUCUUUUAUUAUAGCCUCAUACUCCAAUAAUAAAUCAGAAAAUGAUAAUAGUUAGCAGGCACGGAUACUGCAGUUUGCAAACAUUAAAAUCUAUUCAGAGAAGCAAAUAAAAUUUACAUCAAAUGGACAUUUGCAUUCUUUUCCACUUAAGUGCAGAUUAUGGCAUUUUAUCUUUGGAUAUGGCCAAAUUUAUUCAUUACUGAGUCAUAUGCAAAAUCAAAACUACCUGUAAUUUCUACAAAGGUAAACCUUCAAGUAAUAUUUUCCUUUCUUCCACAAGGAUAAGAAGAGCUUACGCAGUAAAAUGUGAUAAUUUUAGAAGAUAUCUGCACUCUUAAACCAGUUCUAUAUAUGGCUUGUCUUCUGUGUAUUUUCAAUUUUAUUUUGGAACUCUUGACAUUGGCAUUUCUGUCCAGUUCCUUACAGGAGGGCAGUGGCUUGGUCCCAUCUGAGGUGAGGUCCUUUCCAAGCCCUGAGUGGAUGAGGUCAGGUGUUAAUGGCUACAAUUAUUUACUGGACAAAUAUGUUUUAUCUCUUGUUUUUUAAAUGUAAGUGAUGUCCCCUGUUUCUCAAGUUCAUAUUUCUAAUAGGUAAGAAAACAAAUUGUUAGUUUUGUAUGUGGGUCAGAACAUAAGAGUAGUUUAAAUAAUUUGACUGGAUAGACACUUAUUAGGAACCAUAAGAAUUAUCUUGGUGUAUAAAACAAACCAUUUGGAAAAUUUCUAACCCACGUUCUGACCUCAUUUAAAGCAGCUACUAGGCGGCUAAGGUUGCAGCAAACAUCUCUAUGUUAGGUGGCUAAAUACAUUAUUUUUCACGAAAGAACUUAUAGCAGCUUAGAGAAAAUAUAGACAGUAUUUCAGAAUCAAGCUUCUCACUAAUGAUGCUAGUUCACAAAACGCAUCUGAAUAUUCACAACCACUGCCAAUCUGGAAAGCCACACUGUCCACUCCAACAAUUCCACUGCUCUGGCUGUCUCAUUUCUCCCUACUGGAUAACAUUUAUAUGAGAGGGAAUGUUCCACUUGGCCUUUUUCUUUGUUGUGUUAUCUCCGUUGUUUAGGUUAUGAUGUCAUUUGGCAGCAACCUUCAGUUGAUAGCUGGACAUGGUUAUUAGCACAGCUGGCCAGUUUCAUCUUAGAACAACACAACUGUGUAGAACAGAAUCUGGGCUUUUCAAAAUCCAAGAGCAAAGAGUUGUAUAGCUGGAUUUCAUAUGAGAUUUAUCGAAAACUGUUAAAACUUUCUAAAAGAAAGGAGAUUAAGGUAAAGCCAAUUCUAUAAAACAUCAAACUGCAGAGCAGUUAGGAGCCAACUUUCUUCCUAAAAGAGCAGUAACAGAAUUUGUUCCCUAGCUUGUCAGCAUCUGAUGAGAUAAUCUGACAGAAAUGGUCUUUUUUGAAAGGGAAACAUCUAAAGAGUUGGAAGAGGCAGACAGGAUGUAGCUCAGUGUUGGGGAAACAGCCAGAGCCUGUUUGGAUGGGAUGCUGACACUAAAGAGAAUGCAGAAACCCAAAUGACUCUUUCAUCUACUUUGAACCUUGGAAGACCCCAGCACAGACAGGUCAUGUAAGAUCCACGGGUAGGGGGAGGAGGGGAAGUGGCUGGGGAGAAAUACACUGAUCACUGAUAUGCAAAAUAACACUAAUUAAACAUUUAUUGAGCUAUUUGUCAGGCACUGUCUCUGGUUGAGUAAGGAAACAGACAAAUAAGUACCUUAAUAUACAGUAUGACAAGCACAAUGGAGAUAUAUCCUUGGUAUGAGGGAAGGCACAGAGGGAGAAGUGUCUAAGAUGGCCUCCAGUAGAGAUGACAAUGUAAACUAGAUGCUGAAAGAUGAACAGGAGAUUUAUAGGCAUGGAAGGUGGGGGAUGGACAUGACAGGCAAAGGGAGAGCAUGAAUAAAUGCACUGAGGGGGAAAACAACAUGUUUAGUUAUUGGAAUUACUGGAGAAGACAGUCAGUAUAUGAGGCUGGAUCAUUACUGGUCUUUUUAUGCUACAUUAAAGGACUUAAUCCUUCAAGUAGUAAAUGAAGGUCAAUGACACAAACAGACUAUGGUUUAAAAAGAUCACUGGCUGAAGUCUGAGAGAUGUAUCACCAAAGGGUGAGGCUAGAGGCAGAAGCUCAAUUAGAGGGUAGUUGCAAUAAUCUAGGCAAAAGAUGAUGAGGGCAGGAAUUAAAGGAAUCUAAUAAGUUUGUUUUGUAAACUCUGGUUUCUUUUUAGGGCCAUGUAUUUCCAGGGUUGGCCUCCAGACUUGCUAGAAGCUCUCAGUGCUGGUCCUGGUCUGUGCCCACAACACAGGGGAGAGGUUGGUGUGGUGAACAAUCUUGUCACCUUGUUUGCUUUUCUUCUGUGUUGUUCUAUAAGAAGUCUGUGAAAACACUAUGGGAUGGGGGGGGUGUGUCAGCAGAUGGUGGAAGCUGGAUAUAAGAAGAUGACAUCUAGAAGGAUAAAGAGGCUGCAAAAGGAGGAUGAAAGCAACCAGGAUGCUUUAGUGAUCUGCCUUUAGAAAAUCUGAUAUGUAAAAAUCACAUCCCAAUUAACAUUUCAUUGUAUACUAGGAUGUAUUUCACUGAUUCUAAGAUUCACUUUCUCCCUCUACAUUUUAACAUCUCUGAAAUUGGGAUGCAUCUUAAAAAUGAUGUGAUAAUAAAGAAUUGUGUCAGUUUA
Callithrix jacchus (white-tufted-ear marmoset) is the source of this 13742-nucleotide messenger RNA. Lineage: Eukaryota; Metazoa; Chordata; Mammalia; Primates; Cebidae. The record is from RefSeq and is a predicted model, not a curated record.